Molecule: messenger RNA, 2678 nt
Organism: Lingula anatina
Lineage: Eukaryota; Metazoa; Brachiopoda; Lingulata; Lingulida; Lingulidae
Product: TBC1 domain family member 10A-like
Biological process (GO): regulation of GTPase activity
Molecular function (GO): GTPase activator activity; small GTPase binding
Source: RefSeq, a predicted model, not a curated record
UCUUUAGUUGGCCCGAACAUGCGCAUUUGACAUACUUGAUACUUCCGGAAACAAUUGGUUGAAGGAAGAUGUACUUCAAAACAGAAUCUGUGAAUUGUAUUCAUAGGUAAAAUAUGUGACCGAAACGUAGAACGGAUAUGUUCUUCCGGAAAACAGUGAAUGAUAUCUUGGCCUUCACAUAAAUGAACCACGAUGGCAAAUGCUGUGAAUCCUCAUGAUCACUUUGAUCCUGAUGCCAUACACUAUGAAGAUGAGGUAGACAUGGAAGACAGUGAGGAGGAAGAGGAAGAAGCUUCCAAUAAGCAAAAUGGUGCAUUGAAAACAGAUCGUUAUGGUUUCAUGGGAGGAGGACAGUUUACAGACCCUGAAUUAGAAUCACCCAUUCCAUUGGAAAUUUUAAGGAAGCGAGAAUUAAAAUGGUUAGAUAUGUUAGAAAAUUGGGAAAAAUGGAUGAGCAAAAGAUUUAAGAAGGUAAAAGAACGAUGUCGUAAAGGUAUCCCUCCUUCCAUACGACCAAGAGCAUGGCAGUAUCUGUGUGGGAGCAAGUAUUUAAUGGAACAUAACAGAGGAGUGUAUGAGGCUUACUUAAAGGAACAGGGGGAGCCCAGGUGGAUAGAUGAUAUUAAAAAAGAUCUUCACAGACAGUUUCCCUUCCAUGAAAUGUUUGCUGCCAGGGGAGGACAUGGGCAAGAAGAUUUGUUCAGAAUAUUAAAAGCCUACACCAUUCACAACCCAAAGGAUGGGUAUUGUCAGGCCCAAGGGCCAAUAGCUGCAGUGUUGCUGAUGCACAUGCCUGCAGAGCAAGCUUUUUGGUGCUUAGUCUCCAUCUGUGACAAAUACCUGCCUGGGUAUUACAGUCCAGGACUGGAAGCAGUUCAGACAGAUGGGGACGUUCUGUAUGGUUUGCUGAAAAAAGUAGUGCCCGCAACAUAUAAACAUUUGAAAAAGCAAAAAGUUGAUCCAAUUUUAUAUAUGACAGAAUGGUUUAUGUGUGUGUUCACCAGGACUCUGCCCUGGUCAUCAGUAUUGAGAGUGUGGGAUAUGUUCUUUUGUGAAGGUGUAAAGGUGAUGUUUAGGAUUGCAUUAACUUUGAUCAAGUACACUCUUGGUAGACCAGAACAAAUAGCAGACUGCCCUUCACUCUAUGAAACUAUGGAGAAAAUAAGGAAUUUAGCACCACAAAUUCUUAGAGAGGAAUUUCUAGUCAGAGAGUCCUUAAAACUUUCCAUCACUGAGCGGGACAUGGAAAAGGAACAUCAGUAUCAACUUGCCAAAAAGAAAGCUGCAAAGGAGAAAGCAAACAAAGAUUUGGGCAAGAAGAAGAAAUCAAAAUCACAUUCACAAUCCCCAGAAUCUCCAAGCUGACAAAGAGUACCCAAAAGCUGAAAUUAAAUAUGAACCUAAUGUGGUCUUUUUAAGAACUUUGAGCUACCACAAUGAAAUGCUAUUAUGAUGUAGGGAUAUAUGAAUGUAAUGUUUUUAAAUGUAUGCAUAUCUCAUGUUUUGUUCACUUGUCAGCAUACUGUUAAAGUAAUAAGUUGCUGAAUACCUCAAGAAAGUGGUUUAAAGCUAGAUAAUACCAAGGAGUUAUAACUCCUUGAUAAUACGAACAAAUAACCAGUCAGUUCACUCAGUGAAGGUUCAUUGAAUCCUUUGAAGGAGAGUCGACUGUUAUUUUAUUUUAUUUAAGUGUGGACUAUUAGUAACUGUAUAUUACAGAAUAUAAAGAAGUGUAGUUAGGAUGGUGUUCUCCUUCGCUGUUUCUGAUCUUGAACAUGAAAUGGUGUUACUUUUGAUAAUUUGCACAUUAUGCACAGGUCUUCAAAUGUCCAAGAUAAAUGACAAAUUUAUUGAGGAAUAUAGAUUUAUUUUGGAAGAAUUAGUGCCAAGGUUUAUCUUAGUGGGGGGGAUCAUAAUGAGGUGCAAUAUUUUAAUUUUUAUUGGCAGUAAACAGGACAUUUGAUGUCUGUUUGAGUAUGGUUGUAUGAGAAAGUAUAAAAUUGUUUUAAAAAAUAAAAAGAAUGACCGAUAUGUCUGAAUUUUACAAGUUUUUUUCUGUAAAGGGGCAACUCCACCAAUUUACCAAGAUGGAAUGCAUAAACUAUUAUAUGCAUUUACAGCAUUGCCUAAAUUUUUAAUCAAUUUGGUGCAGUUUUUCUCCAUUUACUGGAAGCCUCACUUUUAUAACUAUGAGCAUUUAGUCUGAAGUGUGAUUCAGUAAAUGUUCAGUUUUUCCAUUCCAUGUAGAAGUCAUUUCCAGUACCUGUUUAGUGUAUGUUGGCACAUGGGCAGUGUAUAGAUUCCAGAAUGUGUCACCAAACCAGAGUGUAACUGUGACACUAUACAAUGUAUUUAUGCUCAUUAGGUAUACCAUGCACUUGUGAAAUGUAAUGUCAAUUUUUCUCACGCUGUAAUUUUGCCAAAUACUAUUUUGAUGUUAAUUAUUUUGAUACUGACUCUACUAAGUUAUUUGUUGUUGGAUUAGUCUAUUACAAGAUGUGUAGCUGUAUUGGUGCUGGUCAUUGGUUUGCAUUCAGUAAAUUAAUUAUAGAAUUGAGAAUGCACCAUGUUUUAUGUUCACGUCAGUUCAUUACAUGCAGGAUAUCAUUUUAAGUCAUAUCAGUUAUAUUGAAAACAUUGUUGUCAACAUGCCUAAGAAAUAUAAACCUGGACCUUAA